Molecule: messenger RNA, 756 nt
Organism: Bombina bombina (fire-bellied toad)
Lineage: Eukaryota; Metazoa; Chordata; Amphibia; Anura; Bombinatoridae
Product: interleukin-12 subunit beta
Exons: 5
Coding region: 1-756 (251 amino acids)
Molecular function (GO): protein binding
Source: RefSeq, a predicted model, not a curated record
AUGUCCCCGAGCAAAUUCUGCCUUUUGUGUCUCAUGCUGUGUCUGUGGAUGAGUCCAGCAUCUCUCCUACAUUCUUGGCCGGAAUCAUACAUUGUUGUGCACUAUGGGAGCUCACACACGCUAGAGUGUAAUGCAGACAACGAGGAAAUAACUUGGGUGCCAGUGACAGAUUGCACACAGGGGCACAGUGGUAGCUCUCUAAUUGGCGUGGAUCGUCCUUGUGCCGGCAACUACACCUGCCUGUCCUCGCGCAAUAAAGUCCUGAAGUCUGUUUACGUGUUCAUGAUGCAGGACGACAAUUUACACAUUUCCUGCUCCAUGGAAUCCCACUCAAGUCCUGUGGUGCAGUGUGUUCUCCAUAUCCCUGAAGAGCUGCAGGGACUGGUCCGUGUGAUGGUCAGCACGAGGCCAGCUGUGGAGCAGCAGUGGGUUUAUGUGACAAAUCCCCAGAGGACAGAAGAGAUAAACGUGAAUCUGUCGCUUCCCAAAUCCUGUGUGUUUGGUGAACAAGUGUCGCCCAUCAUUGUGACGGUGCAGGCGAUCUCUGACACCGAGUUUGCAACAGGAAGCAAGCGGUUUUAUAUCAAUGAAGUCGUGAGACCAGCACCCCCAGAGGAUGUAAAGGUUGAUGUAUCCAGAAAACACCUGUCUGUGUCCUGGAAGUACCCAAACACCUGGUCGAACCCUCACUCGUUCUUCCCUCUGUUGUUUCAGAUUAAACUUCAUUACCCAGACAACAAAACUGUGAGUCAGUAA